GAUGGCAAAAUCAUGCAACUUUAUCCAUGGAGGUAGAAUUGUGAAUCGCACGCUGCGAAAUGGCUAAUUUUGGUGCUGAUGGUGAUACAAGGGGGCGGGGGAAAAUAUCUAAGAAGAAGAAAAAGAUUCAGGUUUCUGAAGGAUCGGGAGAGCAAGCUGACACGGGAUGUGAACUCAUGGCAGUCCACGUCCCUUCAAAGUCACCGUCGACACCUCUACAGGGAAGCGCCAGGAUUAUCAAAGACCACAGCGCCGACUGGCACAACUACAUUGAUAAGUGGGACGGGUUGAACGACAAGGGCUUGGCGGUGGUGAACAGGAUAGUGACCGCCAAACUACAGGCCCAGGAGUCCUCAGAAGUUGCUUUUAUGACAGAUAAGGUCACAAAUAUGGAGACUGAUUCCCAAGGCACUACAACGACACACAUGCCAGAUGGAAUGGAGGAACUCUGCGCUGAACUGACUGGCAUCUACUAUAAAAUGGAGAAACUUGUGAAUAAGAUGGCCGCCAUCACUAAACAUCUACAAGGUGUCAGUGAAAUGGAGAAAAGUCUUUCCAGGAGUGACGAAGAUGAACAGCCAAUCUUCCAAACAUGGCCAGUCCACCUCUUCUGGGAAACAUCUUCCCGUCUAGGGGAUAUGUACAGCAAGGAACUGUCUCUCAAGAAGGCCAUCCUAGGGGAUGUAGCUCAUGCUAGCAGCCGCGACGUGCUCAUGACUUACACCUCUGCCUGGCUGCAUCAGCCGUACAUAGACAACGAUGCGACAAUCCUUCUGGAGAGCAUGCUAGGGGAAACAGGCCACAGGUGACAGGGUCUACUGUGGACAGAGUUUAUAACAUGUAGAUUGUACUGGGAGACCACUCACAAGAGCAGUGUACGGGACACACUUUAUCGGUGCACUGGUUUGCAUGAAUAUUAUGCAAAGUAUGCACCAUGGUGGCCGCAUGAGGUCGCUGUUCGCGCUGUAUUUUUACAUGCACUGUGAAGCGAUCAGUCAGCGCCCGGCUGACGAACGCCUUGACCAAGGCUAUUGACCGUCAUAUGUUGGAGUUGGUCCUGCAGUCCCUUGGCCAUCAGAGUUAAGCCUACCGGAUUGCUGGGAAGAUUACACUUGCAUUGUUUGAACAGUAGCUUCCUGCUGCAAGGAUUGUUAACCUCUUAGCAAAAUUUGCUUAGUGAAAAAAAAAAAAAAAUCAGAGCAGAUCUGUUGAAUGGAAAGAAGCAUUGUAGUGCCUGUUUAUAGGGCUAAUGGGCUUGGUGCAUAAACAAGAGAGGGCACGCAAGAGAGGGCACGCAUAUUAAAAUUUGUAUCCUUGUGGAGACAUUUCUUUGUUCUCGUGUAGUAAAGUUUUCGAGUUUGAAA
Messenger RNA from Patiria miniata (bat star), 1364 nucleotides. It is a transcript of the gene cinp, whose product is annotated as cyclin-dependent kinase 2-interacting protein-like. The transcript has 5 exons. Lineage: Eukaryota; Metazoa; Echinodermata; Asteroidea; Valvatida; Asterinidae. The record is from RefSeq and is a predicted model, not a curated record. The coding region runs from base 60 to 809 and encodes 249 amino acids.